AUGGCGUCUUCUCGGAUUGGAGCAGGUCCCCCGAAGCUAUCAUUUGCAAAGGUUGCGGCUAUGCGAGCACCCGGCUUACCAACAGCCAAUUCCCAUGCCAAUUCCCAUGCCAGUGAACACAAAAGGCCUCGUCCGACUGAUCAUGAUAAUGUGCAAUCCUCGGGGCCAUCAAACCCAAUGCAAUCUCCAACUUCGCCGAGGAAAAGCAACGGCCUCCAACUAUCAACCAUCAACACGAGCACGCAGUCAGACUAUGUGACGAAUGCCAUCCAGGGGCUGUCACUGGUCCAAGGAGCUGCUACCGCACCCCCCGGGUCGCAAAGUGCGGACAGUGGAGAGUCACUUGAAGAUGACCAAUCGCAACUUUCCAAUUCCUCGAUCAAACAGCAAAGCUUCGACACCAAGAGCAUGGCUUCGGUAACCACAUUUGCAAUGGAUGAAAAGGAGAGCAUUCGUCCCGAUGACAGUGCCAGUGUCAGAGCUGCGGAGGAUGACGACGCUUCGAGUGCACCAAGCCGAGAAAUGAGCUUUAAUCGCGACAACGAACGUACGAAUCAGAGAGCAAUACCUUCGGGGGUUACAAUAGCAGCUCGUCGGUAUCAUACACUUACUUUAACAAACCCGCCGCGAUUUGGAGAUCUCCCAGCCAUCCCCGUGUUGCGAGGAGGGGCCGACGAGCAGAGUCAACCUGAAGGCACAGUUCCACAGCAGACUGGCGUACAGGAACGAUCAUCCUCGCUGCCAGUUGCCCCUGAUGAGAAACUUCUCGAUGCAUUGGCAAGCCCAAAGGAUCGCCUCUCCUUGCUGCAACUGGAAGAAAAAGUUCUUGGUCUUCUCACCAAUCCUGAGAUCGUGUUUUUAGAUUUACCUCCGCAAAAUGCUUUUGCUCGACUAUUGACACACAAGCUUGCGGAUUAUUACUCUCUUGUCCACCAUAUAAAUGAUGACGGAACGUCUGUCAGGGUCUUCAGGACUCCGUCGGCCUCUCGGCCAACACCAUUACACGUCCUUGCCCAAUCGAUCCCUGCUGGACCUUCUCAGCCGCAAUCUGCCAUGGCGGUCAAAAUUAUGCGUCGAGCUGGCUUAGGUCCUCGUCACGGGUCAGCUGGCGGUAGUACACCUGCGAGUUCAUCCGCACCAUCCAAGGCCACCUCGGACGCUGGCGUUGAGACAAACAGUGAAGAGGGCAUCUUGUCGCCUGCUGAAACUCCCAACAAAGAUAAAUCGAAACUGACUCGCGAGGAGCGCGAGGCCCAAUACAAAGCUGCUAGGGAGCGAAUCUUUGGUGAUUUUCAAGAAUCGGUGACGAGCGAAAAUACGUCUACUGGAGACAACUCAGCCAGCAUGUCACGAUCUAGUUCAUCGAGUGGAAAAAGAAAGACACGCAAGCAGAAGACUCCCAAGGAUGACAGCUUCGAGGCCCGAUCCGCAUACAUCCCAAGCUAUGCUCCGAUGCACAUGCAACAGAUGCAGCACCAUUACCAGCCUCAAUAUUCUGAUCAGGUCUUUCCAAAUGCAUACCAAGGCCCUGGGAAUACCUAUGGUGCAAGCAUAAAUUAUGGUACCACGCCGACCCAAUCGUACCCGCAGUUUGAGCCAUCUAUGCCCUAUAACGGCAUGGGUUACGGGCCCACCAACAAUCAGCAAUACAAUGCACCGGACUCUUGGCCACCCGUGCAGUCGACUGCCGCCAACGGGUUCAUGAAUUAUUCUUCGUCCCCAAACUCUAGCUACUCCCAGGGUAUGCCAUCAGCGAUGAUGGGACAAAUGAACAACAAUCCAUACAUGCAACAGUCACAGCAAGCGGGUUGGAUGAAUAACCAGUUCCAGAAUCCCUACUAUCCACCAUCUGGUAAUCCUGGGUCAAACUUGAAUGGCUGGCAGGGUUAUCAGCCCGACCCGGCAACAAGCAAUGCAGCUUCAUAUGCAUACCGUCAAGGUACCGGCCAAAAUUACAGUGCAAAUCCAUCAUUCAGCAUGCAAAAUCCCAUGCAAGGUUACUCUCGAUCUUUGUUCAAUCCACAGACUCGGUCAUUCGUUCCCAACACUGCGACAGGCCGCCCCGGUGGGCGAGGUGGAAGGAAAAAGCCAUCGCCACCAUCCAGUCAAACUCGAGCCAGCAAUAUCACAAGACCGUUUGGCAGUGAUGCUUCCGUCGCUAGUAGCGUAUCUUCGCGGGGAUUUGACAAAGCCGCACCGAAUUUUGUUUCACAAAUGCCAAAGGAAGACUCGUUGCAGCAAAAGUAUGGUGCACCUGCUCAUCUUCCAAAGAAGCCCCCUCCAUCUCAGGUCCCGCCAUCUUUUGACGUUGAGACACUGGCCGGUAAUGGAGGGUCUCUCAACUUGAGCAGUGCAAAUAACGCUCCUCCAGGUGGCUCCCUCACAUAA
Messenger RNA from Exophiala spinifera, 2388 nucleotides. RefSeq lists its product as uncharacterized. Gene Ontology annotation, biological process: galactose metabolic process. Gene Ontology annotation, molecular function: nucleic acid binding. The coding region runs from base 1 to 2388 and encodes 795 amino acids. The record is from RefSeq and is a predicted model, not a curated record. Lineage: Eukaryota; Fungi; Ascomycota; Eurotiomycetes; Chaetothyriales; Herpotrichiellaceae. The transcript is spliced from 4 exons.